AUAACAUCUUAAAUAUCAUCAUCAUCAUCAUCAUCAUCAUCAUCAUCGAUCUAAUGCAACAAUAAUAGUUGCAGCAAUGACAAUUAAAAUUGCAGCAAUGACAAUGGCAUGAAUAAGUAGCCUAAUAAAUAAUAAUAGUAAUAAUAAUAACAACAACAACAACAACUUUAGUAUGACUUUUUAAUACAACACAAAAAUAGAAAAAAGGAUAAAAUGACACUAACAAGAAGCCUAAUAACAAUAACAAUAACAUUUUGUAUAAUUCUAAUACUUGAGUGCCAUAUAGGCUUCCAAAGUUAAUACCAGCACAAACAAUAAUAAUAACUAUAACAAAAUGAUAAAGCUUUAUAUGAAAGAAAUAGGAUAAAAAAGACCAACAACAACAACAAUAAUAACAAUUAUAACAAUAAUAAUAAUAAUCAUCAUCAUCAUCAUCAUAAUAAUAAUAAUAACUGCAGUAAUUUUCAGCUAUCACCAAUCAGUUUUCAUUAAACAGGGAGAGAACUAUUUGAGUCUCUCUCUCUCUCUCUCUCUCUCUCUCUCUCUCUCUCUCUCUCUCCUCUCACUCUGUUAAUAGGGUAAACUGGUCAGCUGAUCAUCCCGCCCCUUUACUCUAAGAAUUCUCAGUGAGGAUAAAAAGCCGUCACUCUGAGCUGCAGUGUAUAAUUCUUUCUCUCUAUAAGGAAGAUGCUCAUGUUCAUCAAUAACAUGUCCAGCAUUUUGCUUCUCCUCUCUUUGGCUCUUGCCUUUUCUGAUGCUGAAGAGCGUGGUGUCAAUGAAUUAUUUUCCCUGAUCGGAGCACCACCGGUACAAAGUGGAACAUCUGACUCUUCUAGCAACCAAACCAAAACCGGAGCCAAAGAUCCUUCUCUACCAGUCAAUGAGCUGCUGGAGCAAGGCAAAAAAUCUGCAGACCCAAAGCUGGCACUGCCCCCGGGUAUAUGGCCCAAACACACAGACCCACUGUCUCCUCAUCCUCAGCCAGGCACACACAGCAAGAGCAAGAAGGGCUCGAGGGAGGAGCGGCUUCCCAUUGAUUACAACAACGAAAAACUGCGUAAUGAUGGCCAUCAUAAUAAAGCCGUCCCUGCUGCCGGGGUCGGGGCAUCGAAUCGUACUCAGAUACAGAAAGCUACACCUGAAAGCCCAGUGCUGACUAAUAAUCCUUCAUCCAGUGAGUCUGAGCUAAAUCACAACUCUAGGUCACGCACACGCUCACAGCAGUUAUCAUCUAACACACCAAGAGAGAGCGGGAAUAGUCGGAUGGAUCCUGAGGAGAACAGACCAAGAAAAUCAGGCCUGAACAGCAAUCGUUCAUUCAGCCAAUACAAUCGGCGCUUUUCCAGUUUACUCUACCACUUCGACAUCUACAAAAAAGACUCGGAUUUCAUCCAUGAUGCAGUGUGCUUGAGUGAAUGCAGGAAGGACAAGGACGAGUUAGAGCACUUCUGCUAUAGUGAAUUCGCCAUCAAUGGCAUCGUUCACGACAUUGAUACAAUUCGUCGAGGCAUCAGGCUGGUCACGCUGCUUGUGAGCAAGGACGGCUUCUACAAGAUGAGCCGCCUCUACAUCACUCAAGACACCUACUUCUUCAAGGUGAACAUCCUGGUCUUGGAUACCUACAAGUGUACCAAACCUUGUCCUGACCUCAAACUUGGUAGCAGAUAUAUAAUCAUGGGUCAUAUCUACCACCGAAAGCGCCAUCUCUCCUCUAGUCUCCUUGCCCUCCUGGGGGGCAAACUGAAACCAGGAGACGGGGUCCUGCGCAGCAGCAGCUACGUCAAGCGCUACAACAAAAGAAGACACCAGAAAGCUCAAGAGGCCGUGCGCUCAAGGUGCAGGUGAAUGGAAAAAUUACAGCUCGCUACCGACACUCGCUGCAUGGGAGGAAUAACUGCAGCCUUAUGUAAAUAUAAAAAGAACAAACUCAUAAUCUUGCAGUAUUAUCGGAGGAGAUAGACAGGAAGACAAAGGCGUCUCUGUCCACCCUGCCCAAGCGUCCGAGUGUAAUAGAUCAAUCCACUCCAAGUGGGGAUAUUUUGCUUGCUGUACAAUGCUUGCCUUUCUGCCUGUCCUCUUUCAUAGACGACUCCAGGGAAAUCCGCUGGAUUCCAUCCACUGGCGGAGGAUCUGAUUCAUGUCUGAAACAUGAACCAGGAACCGGCUAAAUAUUUCCUCCGAGAAAUAUUCAGAGCAAACUAAUAAAACGAACAUUUUUUCAUGUGUUUAUCUACCCUAUACACCCUGCCCUUUUUUAAUAUGCACACAACAACCAUGAUGUGUUUUUAGUGUACAUUUACCCGCAUAAACACAAGAAAAGUCCGGAAAGAUCAGAGAUGUUGCAAAAUAACCUUGUUGAGGAAAUUGAGAAAAGUCAUGCAUCCGCAUGGCGUCAGUGUCUUCUGAGCGGUUAUGUCCAGUCAUUUCAUAUUCCGUAAAACAUGUACCUCUUUAACGAAGCACAGAAUAUGCUAUGUGACUUUGAACUUGUAAUGCACUACGCACGUUGCAGAAGUUACUAUUUUAUAUGCUUUAAGAACAUUUCCUUUAGAAAAUACAUUCCUUCACUAUCUAGAGUGCCAAAGCCAACUUUCCAUGCCUUAUAUAGUGCAAGAUUCUUUACAGUUUUUCGUGUUAAUUGCGCUUCCAAGCUUCUUCUGAACACAUUAUACAGUGCCCAAUGUCCUGUAUGCAGGUUCAUUUUUUCCUCCUAUUUUUCCACUUUGAAAACAUCAUGUGUAACUCAGUUAAACUAGGUUUAUUUUCCCAUUCACACCGUUUGAGCUGCACAGAAUGGGAGCACAAACCAACCACACAGAGCUUCUAUUUAUUUUGUCCAUACUUUGUAUUUCACCUUUAAGUUAUACCAGAAUGCAGGAAAUGUGCUGUUAGGCUCAAAAGAAGGAGAGGAAGAUUAAAGGGUUUGAAACGAGAAGGGCACAAAAACAACAACAACAACAACAAAAAACACAAC
Molecule: messenger RNA, 2974 nt
Organism: Tachysurus fulvidraco (yellow catfish)
Lineage: Eukaryota; Metazoa; Chordata; Actinopteri; Siluriformes; Bagridae
Product: UPF0450 protein C17orf58 homolog
Exons: 5
Coding region: 688-1845 (385 amino acids)
Molecular function (GO): protein binding
Source: RefSeq, a predicted model, not a curated record